This is a messenger RNA of Saccostrea echinata, 2097 nucleotides long. Its product is annotated as alcohol dehydrogenase [acceptor]-like. Bases 7 to 1836 code for a protein of 609 amino acids. NCBI's taxonomy places the organism in Eukaryota, Metazoa, Mollusca, Bivalvia, Ostreida, Ostreidae. The record is from RefSeq and is a predicted model, not a curated record. The transcript has 11 exons. Gene Ontology annotation, molecular function: flavin adenine dinucleotide binding; oxidoreductase activity, acting on CH-OH group of donors.
CAGAGUAUGAGUAAGCUGUUUUCCAUAUUGAUUAUCAUUUGUGCGAUUUUUAUAUAUAACAUUAUACGUAUGCGGAACAAGGACCUUUCAGAAAAUGGAGUACCACUUAAUAAGACUUAUGACUAUAUUAUAGUGGGAGCAGGCUCAGCGGGCUGUGUUCUCGCUAACAGACUAUCGGCGGAUCCAAGAUUCUCAGUACUUCUGAUAGAAGCUGGUGGAUCUGAGGAGAAUAAUGCAGUCAUUCGAGUACCCUUUGCGGCCAUGGACCUUCAAAACACCGAGGUAGACUGGGCUUUCAGAACCAUCCCACAAACGAAAGCAUGCCUAGGGAUGAAAGACAAGAGGUGUGCUUGGCCAAGAGGUCGUGUGCUUGGCGGAUCAAGUUCCAUAAAUAACAUGAAUAAUGUUCGCGGAAGUCGCCAUGACUACGAUGGCUGGGCUAAAGAAGGCUGCUCUGGAUGGAGUUAUAAGGACGUUCUUCCAUAUUUUAUCAAAUCUGAGGAUAUUCAAAUAGAACAUUUACGAAACUCAGUUUACCAUGGAAAUGGGGGUCCCCUUCCUGUGAGUGAUGGUACGGCCACACCGCUAAGUAACGUGUAUAGACAAGCAAUGGAGGAGUUAGGAUAUUCUGUGACUGACUGCAAUGGAAAAACGCAGACAGGAUUUUGCCCGACACAAGAAAAUGUUAAGGAUGGCGAAAGAUGGAGUUCUGCCAAAGCAUUUCUUCGACCAGUCAUGAAUCGUUCAAACCUUCAAAUUGUAACAAAGGCUUUUGUAACCAAGAUCCUCAUAGAAGAUAAAUUGGCCACAGGUGUUUCCUUUGUAAAAGACAAUUUAAUUCACUCGGUACUGGCUGGGAGGGAAGUGAUUAUAUCAGCAGGCAGUAUUAAUAGUCCCAAGCUUCUAAUGUUGUCUGGUGUUGGACCAAAACGUCAUUUGGCAAAGUCAGGGAUUCCACUAGUAGUUGAUUUGCCUGUUGGAGAAAACUUACAAGAUCAUAUCAUGACAGCCAUGUUUUAUAAUGAUAACACAACCAGUGGAGGCAGCACGUCACCAUCACUAGCUUCUAUAUUGAAAUAUCUUACAUUUAGAUCAGGUCAAUUGAGCAAGCCACACGGAGAAGCGAGUGUUUUCCUGGCAGAUAAUAAAAACGGGCCUCCCUCCACACAAUUUUCAUUUUACAGUGUCAGUGUUCACCCAUCGUUCGCAGACCAGUACGUGCAGUUUCUCAACAUUGACCCGAAGAACAAGGGAGGCAUUCGAAAGAAAUUUGAAAAUAACCUCAACAAAGGUAUUGGGACAUUUUUCGCAGAAAAUAUACUUCUCCACCCCAAGAGUAGAGGAACUAUUAGACUUCAGAGUAGAGAUCCCUUUGAUCCGCCACUCAUAGACCCCAAUUACUUGGAUCAUCCAGACGAUAUAAGGACCUUAUUAAAAGGAAUAAAGAUAUAUAUGAAAGUAGCAAAUACUACAGCUUUUAAAUCUAUUGGAGCAUCACCUACGGAUCCUUAUGAGGAGUAUCUACCUCCCUGCAAUACACUUCCUUUUCCGUCAGAAGAAUACUGGGUCUGUAGAAUCAAGUAUUAUACCUACACUGUAUACCACCCAACGUCUACAUGUAGAAUGGGGGCACCAGAUGACCCUACUGCCGUUGUUGAUCCAUAUUUAAGGGUUAAAAGAAUAAAGAAUCUUCGAGUAGUGGACGCUUCCGUCAUGCGUAACGUGCCAUCAGGAAAUACGAAUGCUCCAACUAUAAUGAUUGCAGAAAAAGCUGCCGACAUGAUACUUGGAAUUGACAGUGUGACUCAUAUAAGAAAAAUCACAGAUUCCUUAUAGCAAACUAAUAUUUUGAUCAAAUCAUUCAGAAUUAGAGAGGAAAAGGAUAUACAUGUGUUCAAUGCUGAACUAGGAUCAUAUCAUUUCCAAGUAUACGGAUGAUGGUUGUAGUAUUUUCUAUAUUAGAAUGAAUCAGGGCAGAUGAUGUUACACGCCCACUACAAUGCUUAUAAUUUUUCUUAAAAAUUCUGUAGAACAUGUAGAGCAUUUAUUUCAGAAAGGUUAAUAUUUACUGCUUUGUAUUAUUGAGGUUUUAAAGAU